CUCUCCCGGCGGCGCUCGCUCGCUUGCAUCUGUCUUCGCGCCCGCUGCAUCUGCAUCUGCAUCUGCAUUCGCAGCCGCAUUCGUUCAUUCACCCGUCAUCUCGAUCCCUGGACGGCUGGCUUUGAUCCUCGGCCCCAGCCCAUAUCGGCCUGCGAAGCAAUCGUCGGUGUCCCGACUCUUCAGUCCCGUUACUCCGCCUUUCCGGCUGCACUUUUCCAGCACAUCGGCUCGGCUCGGUUCGGCUCGACUCGGCUGUCUGUCUACCCGUCCGCCUUGCUGGAACCAACCGACAUCUAGAUUCUGUAAAGACAUGAAGACCGCACCGCAGCUCAGCUCCGUUUCGUCCCUGUCCGUGGCGCUCACCACCAGCAAGGUCGAGGCAGCCCACGCGCUGUAUCCCUCCGAUUCCGUCAGAUCCAAUCUCUCUGAGCUCGUGGCCGAUAUCGAUACUGACGAGGGAGACGUUGACGAACUGAUGCACGACUACACCCUGACACGCUGCAUCGAGGAGGAGGAUGCCGAGGACGAGAGUGCCGCAAUGCUGACCGACGAGCUGUAUGAUGAGAAGCCAUUCAUCGCCAUGAAUGCAGAGACGGAGCUGGUGUCGCCCACGUUUGCCACUGCGGCAGAGUUUCCGGGGCGGCUCAUCUACGACAUCAAUGUCCCCUUUUAUGCGGAGCAAGACGAAUAUGGCAACGAGAAGGUGUCGCAUUUUUUCGGAGUCCACAAUCUGAUGACUGGCUCGGCCAUCCAAAAGUUUGUGCUGGAGCGCUUCCUGGAUCUAGCCACGCCGCAGCUAGACGAUCAUAUGGUCAAGUCGAUGGACAUGGAAGGGAUGAUUGAUGUUUUGCUGGGGUACAUAUCGAGAAACAAUGUAUCUGAAUCGGCGCUGUUGGCUGGAUCGCUAUCCAUCUGUGAGUUGAUCAACAGCGACGUCUGCGGGCGAGUCCGAGACGAAACCGAUCCGGUUGCCAUGCGUCGAUCCUAUCAAGCGAUGGAAGUGCUGAGCAGCCGAGCGGCCAUCAAUAAGAAGUUUGUGAGCCAGUUUCUGACGCAAAUCGUGAUGGGCCUGUUUCGGGUGUUUGAAACAGGCGCCGAGGGCAACUUGAGACACUUUCGAAAAGCGUUCCUGUCGAUCGCCGAGCUCCACGACACCGUUAUCGACACCACCAUCACCGAGAUCUGCCCCGAGAUCCACCGCCCAUAUCUAUUCCAACUGCUGCGGUAUAUCGCCGAGCCUCCGAUCUCGGACACGCUCUCGCAGAUUGUGUUUGCGCCGCUGCGACCCAAGACACUCGAGAAGCGCCUGGAGCGCCUGGAGUUGUUUGCGUCGACCGAGUUUGUCGAGAGCGUGAUCGACCUGAUUUGUAUCCAAGACAACCCGACCGUGUCGGCGGCCGCAGCAGAGUUCUUUGUCAAGACGGUCGAAGACUCCUCCGUGAUUGACGGCGCAGGGGCGCUCUUCCACAACGUCGAGCUGGACUUUCAAAUCCUGUCCAAGAUGAUCGACGCUCUGUGCAAGCCCAGGUGCUCUUUCCCGAUUCGUUCUGGAAUGCUGGCCCUCCACGCGCUGGUCGUGAAGAGCAUCCCUCGAUGUAACCCGGCGCCCGCCUCUGCCGAAUCAAACAAGUCAAGCGUUCCACCACUGCACAAUCUGAAGCGCGCUGUGCUUUGGAAUCUCUGGGACCACUGGGACAAACUGGUCUUGUUGGUGCAGCGCAGCCUGGAGCACGACCCGCCGUUGGCGACCACAACCCGGCUGCUGUUCUACGACAUCUUCCGAGAGAUGCUGGGCUUUGUCUUGGCUCCAGAGUCGACCGUUGACUCGCCAUUGGAGAGUAGCGUUGUCGACCAGCUCGCGGGCCGGGUGCCCUGGGCGCUGUUCUGCUCGUGGCUAUUUGAAUGCAACAGCGAAAGCAGCAUCGUGCAAUCAGCCAUUCUGAAACUUCUCGCGCACGGAGUCACGUCGGACCAUCUGCCGACACUUCAGACCCUGAUGAGCGACUCUGUUAUGCUCAAGUAUGCCAGCGCUCACUUCCAAGCAGGGGGUCCGCACGGUCGCUCGCUGAACCACCCGUUCGUCCUGAAGCUAUGCAACAUUGCCCGUCUGCAAGCCCAGAUCGACUCUGCCUCGCAUCUGUCCCAGGUCUUGGCGGCAUCGCGGCUAUGGGAGGGACUCGAGGAAGUCGUGCGGAAGGAGACGACCCGGUACCUGACGGGCAGCGACGACGAGUCCGACGUGCCGAUCGACCUUGGAUCACCAUACGCCUCGUCUCUGGGCUUUGGUUCCCUUGAGCUUGACAGCACAGGCACCGCCAGCACAGGCGCUGGCUCUGAUGAUACUGUGCCGGCGCUGUCGACGAGGCUGCCGAGCACUUCGCCGCCACUGGAGGAGGACCCACGUGACAGCUAGCUGGGACGAGGAGCGAGGCGCGAGCGAGAGGACAGCGAGGCGCGGCGAGAGGCGAUGAUGCGGAGAGGUGGCGGCGAUGGCGACGAGGCGCAUCCGGGCUUGUCUGGCUG
Messenger RNA from Polychytrium aggregatum, 2523 nucleotides. RefSeq lists its product as uncharacterized. NCBI's taxonomy places the organism in Eukaryota, Fungi, Chytridiomycota, Chytridiomycetes, Polychytriales. The transcript has 12 exons. The record is from RefSeq and is a predicted model, not a curated record. The coding region runs from base 311 to 2413 and encodes 700 amino acids.